AUGGCACAAAACCCAAACACCAGCAGUCUGAUUCUGCCGCCGACAGGCAGUGCUGCAGCGUCAGCAGACGCAAAUUCUGCCCAGCAGAAAGCCCAGCCUAGAGGCGGCCAGCAGCAAUACACACAGGCAGACUUGAACCGGAUUGUCAUGGAGUACCUCAACAAAAAAGGGUUUCACAAGACAGAGGCAAUGUUUCGGUUGGAGAGCUCCAAUGCACCCACACCAGCGGUACCGGCACCGUCGCCUGCAACCACGUCGAUGGCCGGCCCUGGCGAGAUCUCCAAGAAAAACGACAAGGCCGACCCCGAGUUGAAAGAGCUCCGCGACAAGGUUCUUCGAACAGAGCGGGAGUUGCGCGAAACGAAAGAUCGCGAGUUACACUUGUCUAAAGAAAAGGAGUUGCGUGCGUUGAAGGAUGAAGAGGAGAAGCAGAGACGAGAAAACGACCCCGAUAUCUACUAUCGCGCAUACAGCAUCUUACGUGGGUGGGUGGAGACGUCGUUGGACUUGUAUAAGCCCGAGUUGCUGCGGUUGUUGUAUCCGUUAUUCGUGCAUUGCUUCUUGGAGUUGGUGGCCAAGGGCCAUGUGAAGAAUGCCAAGAUCUUCUUGGACAAAUUCCAAGACGACCAUCGCAUUUUCCACGGGUUAGAGAUCCAGCAGCUCGCAGGAAUCUCGUUGCCGGAACACUUGCGGGAAAACAGAAUGGCACAGGCGUACCGCAGCAACAAGUACCGUAUUCUAGUGCUGAAAACGACCAUGAACUUGCUUCUCUACUUUUUGCAUGAGAACGAGGCUGUUGGCGGCACCGUGUUGAUUCGCAUCAUUAACCAGUACCUCAACCCAAUCAUUUCCACCACGCGGCCCGAUAAAAUCGAUCAGGAAGGUGCAUCGAACCCGGCUGAAGGCAUUCCGGGCUAUAUCGCCCUGACCAACGAGGUGGACAAGUUUAAUGAGCAACCUGUCCUUCUUGGCAAGAUGCCGUUGGACGCUGACGUUGAAAAGGAGGUGGAGGCUGAACUCAAGGUCAAAGAUGAAACCACAGAGAAAGUGAACGGUAAAUCACUAGUGGAAGAGUUUGCACAGAUGGCGGCGCCUGACGACGAUUCUCCUGCGCCCGAUUCCUUGCCGUUGCCCAUGAAAGAUGCCAGCGACAUCCGCCGCAUGAUUCUUGCGGUGGAAGACCUGCGGUCGAAAAUGCGCUUGGGUGCUAUCCAGGCAGCAGCACCUUCUGUGUGCAUGUACACGUUCCACAACACCAACAACGGCAUGACAUGCAUGGAAUUCAACCAGGACUGCAACCUUGUCGCUGGAGGUUUCAACGACAGCUUCAUCAAGCUCUGGAGUCUUGACGGACGGCCGCUCCGACUGGUGGUCAAGCGAGACCCAGCGAAUGGCGACAACACACGACGGUUGGUUGGCCACAGCGGGCCCGUUUACGGUAUGUCGUUUUCGCCCGACAACCGCUACUUGAUUUCAGCCUCUGAAGACAAGACGGCGCGCCUUUGGUCGUUGGACACUUACACGUCGCUAGUGUCGUACAAGGGCCACAACCAGCCGGUGUGGGACGUGAAGUUCUCGCCACUUGGCCACUACUUUGCCACGGCGUCGCACGACCAAACGGCCCGUCUCUGGGCCACAGACCACAUCUACCCGUUGCGGAUCUUUGCGGGCCACAUCAACGACGUGGACUGCGUGGAGUUCCAUCCAAACCUGAGCUACGUGUUUACGGGCUCCUCCGACAAAACCUGCCGCAUGUGGGACGUCCAUACGGGCCACGCGGCACGCGUUUUCAUUGGCCAUACUGGUGCAGUCAAUUGCAUGGCUGUGUCGCCCGACGGCCGCUGGCUUGCAAGCGCAGGCGAAGACAGCGUGGUCAACAUCUGGGACGCAGGCUCUGGCCGCCGUCUCAAGUCCAUGCGUGGCCACGGACGGCUGUCUAUCUACUCGUUGGCGUUUUCGCGCGAUGGCAGUGUGUUGGUGAGCGGCGCAGCAGACAACUCUGUAAGGGUGUGGGACGUGCGGCGCAGCACCGACGAUGCUGGGCCACUUCCAGAGGCAUUUGCAGACGCCGGAAAUAAUAGCACGCUAGCGCCGGAGGGGAAGGCGGAGAAAAGGAAGGAGAUAGUGGCUACUCCGGACCACAUGACCGCGUACUUCACCAAAAAGACGCCCGUGUACAAGGUGCACUUCUCGCGCCGGAACUUGUGUCUUGCGGGGGGCGUGCUUACGGUCUAG
Messenger RNA from Clavispora lusitaniae ATCC 42720, 2235 nucleotides. Its product is annotated as chromatin modification protein. Gene Ontology annotation, cellular component: transcription factor TFIID complex. Gene Ontology annotation, molecular function: protein binding; RNA polymerase II general transcription initiation factor activity. Gene Ontology annotation, biological process: transcription initiation at RNA polymerase II promoter. NCBI's taxonomy places the organism in Eukaryota, Fungi, Ascomycota, Pichiomycetes, Serinales, Metschnikowiaceae. The record is from RefSeq and is a predicted model, not a curated record.